AUGAAUUUAAAUGGAAACCUUCGUAAAGGACAAUGCCAACCAGCUUUGCUUAUAAUGCAAAAUGUAGGAAACAUUACCCCAGAGCGAAAUACACCUCAAACUGAAAACGUUACUCCAGAGCAAAAUCCGCCAUCAACUCCUGAAGGUGAUCUCAUAUCGUUCGAUGAAAACCCACCAACACUUCAGCUGAGAGAGGCAAGUGCGCCGGCAGUCGACCCGGAGAUAGGAUCUAGUACAAAGCGAAACAAAACUAUCCUGAUCUAUAAAAAUAUACCAAAUGUAAUCGAGUUUUAUGAUAAAAAAAGAAAAUGGUAUGGAGUUAAAGAAGAUUUUUGUACAUUAUCUAACAAAUAUUAUUUUAUUAAAGCAGAUAAUAGUGAAACCAUUGAAGAAGCAUAUAAAAGAAUUAACGAAGAAUCAGAAGCUAUAGCAGAAAAAACAAAUGGACUGGUCGAUAUGUGGAAAUCUGGAAGUUAUACUUUGACAAGUUUAAAACUUUUUCGAGAAACAACUUUAGCACUGAACAGAAGAGGAAAAAUCGACGAGAAAGAAAAUGCAUGGUUAAAUUUAGCAACAACUGGUGCUUUAGUAUUUGCAGAGAAAUAUGAAGAAGCUAUUCAAUAUGACGUAAAUUUGAUGUAUAUAUAUGAAAUGUUAAAGAAAGAAGCAUCAUGGCCAAUUACUACAGGUAAGUUUCAUACUAUAGACGUAUCUUUAGUGGAAAAAUGGAAUAAAUUUCCAUAUGGAAUUUUUAAAGCAACAAUAGAAGGAAAACCUCCGAAGAAAAGCUUGCAAUGCACUAGAUAUUUACGAUAUAAUCCACAUGGAAUUUAUACACAUUUUGAUUUAGAGUGUGCCAAAAGAAAUGGUUUAAAAGUAUAUUUAUUAGAUGAAUCACCAAAUGCACUUAUAUACGAAAAAAAUACCUGUGUUAGUGGAAGUGAUAUGUUCGGUAAAUGGGGAAAUAUAUUAUACAAAAUUAAAAAAGAAGGCGGAACAGCUGGAAAA
Entrophospora candida is the source of this 1008-nucleotide messenger RNA. NCBI's taxonomy places the organism in Eukaryota, Fungi, Glomeromycota, Glomeromycetes, Entrophosporales, Entrophosporaceae. The record is from the annotation of a GenBank genome assembly.